AUGCUAUUAAACCUAGAUCUUAUCCAUUUUUUGAUAACAAACAAUAGUCAACUAAUAAAUGCUCCACUUUCAGGUCAACUGUAUAAUAUAUUUUCCUUAUUCAUUAUUCAAAGAAAGAACCAAGUUGCUAGAAAUUUAAAAGGUCCAAUUGCAGAGAACAAUGAUAAGUAUGAUAAUAGUCUAACAUUUAAUGAAUUUUCAAAGGAAUUGAUGAAUAUUUCUAAUGUAGCAGAAGGAUCAUUGUUUUUUAAAGAAAACACUGCACUAUCAACAGAGGAUCAGUUUUUAGAAUUUAUUGAUACAUUCCCAUUGAAGAUACUAUACCAUAAAUUAACAUCUCAAGAUGAAAAAGAUUUGCAUGAAGAUUCCAGACUUAUUGAAGCAGAAUUAAGUAGGAAAAAUAGCAUAGCGAAUAGCGAUCUAAGUCUGUUAGAUAGGUUGAUGAAAGCUUUAGAUGAGCCAAAAAAGGAUGCUUCAGAAAGUUCAUGGAAUAAAAACUUAUUAGAUAGAUUAAAUACCCAAUUGAAUACCAAAACAGGUUCUAACAUAUUGGGCAAAGAGAGAUCAGAAAAGACAAUAUUAAAAACCGAAUAUAUCUCCACUUGUAAAGAUCCUAAUCAUUCGUCUAUGCUAUCAACAUCAGUUUACAUUGUAAAUAAUAAAAUUGUAUCAAUUCAAUGGUCUAAAAUUAAUAAAUGUGAAUUGGAGUCACCAGGAUUUUUAAAAUGUAUUUCAAACAAAAUACACUAUUUGCCAAACUUAAAACCACAGACAGAUAUUUCGCUGGGUGAUUGUUCAUAUCUAGAUACCUGUCAUAAAUUAAACACAUGUAGAUAUAUUCAUUAUUUGCAAUAUAUUCCAGAAAGUUUGAUGAAUAAAAAUGUCAAAAGUAUUGCUGAAGAGAAUGAGCAAAUUCUAAGUCAAAGAAAGGUCCCAUUUUAUAUUCAUGGUAACUGUUGCUCAAAUUAUACAAAAGACAAGCUACCGUCUCAGUGGAUUUGUUGUGAUGUGAGAAAAUUUGAUUUCAAGAUUCUAGGUAAAUUUUCUGUUGUAAUUGCUGAUCCUGCAUGGAAUAUUCACAUGAAUUUGCCAUACGGUACUUGUAAUGAUAUAGAACUAUUGGAAUUGCCACUGGAUGAAUUGCAGGAUGAAGGCAUUUUGUUUCUUUGGGUGACUGGUAGAGCCAUUGAAUUAGGCAAAGAAUCAUUGGUCAAUUGGGGAUAUAAGGUGAUAAAUGAAAUGGCAUGGAUUAAAACUAAUCAAUUAGGACGUACAAUUGUUACUGGUCGUACUGGGCAUUGGUUAAACCAUUCAAAGGAGCAUUUACUUGUUGGAUUAAAGGGUCAACCAAAGUGGUUGAAUAAAAAUAUUGAUACCGAUAUUAUUGUUUCCACCACUCGAGAAACAAGUCGAAAGCCUGACGAACUAUAUGGCAUAGUUGAAAGAAUGGUAGGUCCACAUGCUAGAAAAUUAGAAAUAUUUGGUAGAGAUCAUAAUAGAAAGCCUGGCUGGUUUACUAUUGGUAAUCAGUUAAAUGGCACAUGCAUUUAUGAAUUAGAUGUCAAAAAUAAAUAUGAUCAAUUUCUCAAACAGACUACAGCACAUAAUUCAACUGGUGCUAGUCGUGAUAAAAAGCCAACUAAAAAAACCUCUUCAAAUAGGCAUACAAAUUAUAAUGCAACUAAUAAUACCAAUAAUGGAAAUAAUGAUAGAAAUAAAAAUUCUAGCUCUCGUUAUCACUCUAAUUCUAAUAGUUCGACCUCUAAUAAUGGAAACCAGUACAAUUAUUCAAAUCGUCAUCAACAAAAUCGUUACAGUGAAAGUAAUUAUAAUUCUAAUUCUUAUCAUGCUUAA
Messenger RNA from Henningerozyma blattae CBS 6284, 1854 nucleotides. RefSeq names its product mRNA (N6-adenosine)-methyltransferase (gene IME4). Gene Ontology annotation, cellular component: nucleus; RNA N6-methyladenosine methyltransferase complex. The transcript has a single exon. Gene Ontology annotation, molecular function: mRNA m(6)A methyltransferase activity. Bases 1 to 1854 code for a protein of 617 amino acids. Lineage: Eukaryota; Fungi; Ascomycota; Saccharomycetes; Saccharomycetales; Saccharomycetaceae. The record is from RefSeq and is a predicted model, not a curated record.